Molecule: messenger RNA, 1491 nt
Organism: Fomitopsis serialis
Lineage: Eukaryota; Fungi; Basidiomycota; Agaricomycetes; Polyporales; Fomitopsidaceae
Exons: 4
Coding region: 348-1469 (373 amino acids)
Source: RefSeq, a predicted model, not a curated record
CCCAUCUAGUACACGUGUGUAUCGACCUACUUACUUACUCAGCGAUAGUUCUAUCGAUUCCCCUGCGAUGCCUUCGAGCCCGCGACCGACUUGGUUCACUUGGUGCUGGUGUCGUCUGGAAGGCUACUCCUCACAGUUUCUGCUGGGGCUUCGCGACUUCACACAGGGUAUGCAGCCCCCGACUGGCACAACAAUACGGGGAUGAUCGGUGCCGAUGAGAAGCAGUCAAUCCAAAUCCCAUAAGUGGCAUAUAGCGUGUCCCAGGUGCCGAACACAGCUUGCGUGUACUCGUGAUCCCGGACGACGACCACCCGACAUUCAGCUGCAGCAGGCGAUAAUAAGCCACAAUGGACCGAUGUCCCGCGGAACUCUGGAUCCGGAUAUUCGCAUUGGCGUGCACGGACGGUGGCUAUACAGGGCGAUCACUGUCCUGCGUCUCGAGGUACAUUUCCGAUGUCUCCAGACCAGUGCAACUUCAGAGCGUUGCACUACACGGGGCGUACGAGCUGAAGUGCUUCGCGGAUACGAUGGAAAGCCGCGUUCCGGAGGACCGGCGUAUCCUCCAUCUGUACAUCGCACAUCACAAGGAACCGAGCGACAGGAACUCGUACGCACCGCCCGACUCACUGAGCAGUUCGGAACUGCGCGAAGCCCUGAUCUACCGUCUGUAUCACCCCGCGGACGAGGCUGAGCUUCUGCGCAGACUGCCGGACGAGAUGCGAGGAUGGCCGGCAGGAGAGCUGACGGCGGAGCGGGACCAAGUGUUCAGGCGAGCCCUCGACCGCGUCAUGCAGGUCGCGAGCAUUCAUCUUCAAACCUUCACAUUGCAUAUCGGUUCGCUGCUGCUGAGCUCACAAUAUGGACCUCACUUCCCAUCUGUCCUCGCCAGACACGACUUCCCACGGCUCGAAGAGCUGACCAUCCUGGACACCUUCGUACUUCGCGGAGGGCUGCAGGCACCGCAUUACAAGAGGCUCCCGGAGUUCCCAUCCCUCAAGCGUCUCCAUCUAGUAGACUGCUACAACUAUCUCGUCGCAUUCCUGGGAUCAGUGCCGUCCCUGACACAUCUGCGCAUGAGCGGCGUCACCCAGCUCUUCCCGGAUCUCAGCGCGAUCGUGCGCGGGGUGAUAGACCCGGACGCUACGACGAACGUUGUUCCGACUGCCCAAACCGAUAUCGUCAGCCCGGUCUCACAGUCGCGCACUGCGACCUACCGAGUCAUCACGGAACAAGCGUUGAAGCAGAUGGCACGGUGUAACGACAAACUGAUCCUGUUGCGCUCAGAUCGCGCAGCGGGGCCGCCCUACGGACUGCCAGAGGCGAGGCGAGAUUGGCUGCAGAGGAUCGAGGGGAGGAGGGAUGCCGCUAUACUCGAUUCGGAGUCUGUCACGGUCAGAUUUCAAUGUGCCAUCCCCGCUGUCCUGGUCUGUCAAAUCCUUGUCACGCAGUCCUGGUCCGCGCAGAACUGAGCUAUAUUGCCUUCGCCUGUCC